This is a messenger RNA of Syzygium oleosum, 2645 nucleotides long. RefSeq names its product probable RNA helicase SDE3. Gene Ontology annotation, molecular function: miRNA binding. The record is from RefSeq and is a predicted model, not a curated record. NCBI's taxonomy places the organism in Eukaryota, Viridiplantae, Streptophyta, Magnoliopsida, Myrtales, Myrtaceae. The transcript has 3 exons. Bases 233 to 2470 code for a protein of 745 amino acids.
AAUUUUCUUUCUCUCUUUUCCAAAAUAAGGAAAGCUCCACUCUUUUCCGCAACCUCCACGAUCUGAGUAAGUCCAUCGUUCUCGAUCUUUUCCUGCUUCCGAUUCACCAUUGGGUUUGAUCGCGCGAAGCAUCGCUGUUCAUGAUCCCGGGUUGUGUUUUUACCUUUCGAGUUCGCGGUCUGUUUGCUGGGCUUUAUUCAAUCUCUCCCUGUUUUCGAAAGAAGAGUAAAGUAUGUCUGCGUUUCUCGAGUUACUGCAAUGCGUCCUCUGCUGUGAAGAGGAAAGCGUUUAUGAGUAUCGCCAAGCUCAGAGAAAUCUUGGGCAUGACGGUCCUCCUCUUCUCGAUCGAAUUCGAAGCGCCUUUGGUUUAUUGCCCACACAUCAUCAUCAAGAACAUGAAUCUCAGCAAUCAGAGACUUCACGGUCACUGCUCUGGAAUACCCACGAGCCAUCACCUCUCAAAUUCACGCCUGUUUCCUCAUCAUCCUCCCCUUGCCAUGUUGUUGUGCACAAUCCAAUGACCAGAGACCCAAUCAGGCCUAGAAAUGAGCCAAAUCUGACCAGGACUGUUGGUGGCUCAACCCAGUCUUCUCAUGUCACAUCUCCUUUCAAAGCAGUCCCUUCAGCUUCUCCGAAACCAUCCCCUUCUGUAUCAAAGCCGUCGACCGCCUCUUCUAGGGAUCCGUUUGUUUCCCCGGCCAAACCGGCGGCCGUUUCAGCUCACUCGAAUCAGUAUGUGUUUAAGUCAUCUCCAUCUUCGGAUGAGCCGUCUUUAUCUCGCUUGCUACAUCCUUCUCUUUCGAAAACAUCCUCACCAACUCCAUCUCCAUUCAAAGCGGUACCUUCGGCUUCUCCUAAACCAUCCCCUUCUGUAUCAAAGCCCUCAACCGCCACUUCUAGUGAUCCAUUUGUUUCGGGGACCAAACUGCCACCAAUUUCCACUCACUCGAAUCAAAAUGUAGCAAAACUCCCUCGGCCUUCCGAUGAGCCGUCUCCAUCUCGUGUGCAGUCUCCUUCUUCAUCGAAAACAACCUUGCAUACCCCAAAGGCGCAAGAAGGUUCUGCUCAACAAUAUAAGCCACUCUUACAUGCAGUUGCCCCACUUUCUCAAAAUACGCAAAAGGAGACUGUUUAUGUUCAGGAAGAUACUUCCCCUAUUUACAACAUCCCCAAGGAUAUCGAAGAUUUGAUAAAGCGAGACACUGUGCCAGGGGUUCUCCGGAAACCACUAUCUCCAUCCACCUAUAGGGAUUAUUUUGCAGCUCUUCUAUAUGCGGAGGACUUCUAUAUUGAGAAAUGGACUGAUUUCAUUAUUAAGGAUGUCAUGUUGGAGCUGGAACAAUCGACUGUUUACAAGAAUGCACGGGAGAAUGAUUGCUUCAGUGAGAAAGAUUGUGUAAGUUUUGUCAAAUUCAAGAUGGAAUCAAUACCAGAGCGUCGACCAUUCCUUCUAUCGAGAGAUUUUGUUUUUGCAAAGCCCCUCUAUAAGAAAGAUACACAGUAUCAGGGUUUUGUGUAUCGAGUGAAGAAGGGGUCUGUCGUCUUAGCAGAGUUUGGCGAUGAUUUUCACUCCCAGCAUCAUUCUAGCAGCAGAUACAACAUCAGCUUUUCUUUCAAUAGAGUUUGCUUGAAGAGAGCUCAUCAAGCAGUUGAAACCGCCGCCGCUGUUCCUUCGUUCCGCAACUUCCUUUUCCCCAAAUGUACAUUCAGACAUAAUUUGUUUGCCUUGCCAUCUCUCUAUUUUUCAAAUGACGUGCUUUACUCGGAGCAGAGAUCCGCAAUCCGUCAGAUUCUAACUCUCAAAGGUUCAGCACCAUUUCUCAUUGAGGGUCCUCUUUGUACACGGGGCCUAGGCCUAUCAAGGACUGGAGCAGUGGUUAGGGAAGCUGUGUCGCAAGUAUACCAACGCUCUAAAGAUACUAGGAUUCUUGUGUCUGCACCUAUAAACAAAACGUGCGAUAUUCUGAUGAGAAGCUUGAAGCAGGAUAUCCCAGAUUCCGAAAUAUUUCGAGCAAAUGCUGCAUUCCGUGAGAAAGAUGGCGUGCCUGUUGACAUUCUCCCUUCAUGUCUUUAUAGAAAGAAAAGCGAGUGUUUCGCUUGUCCUCCCCUCCCGGAACUCCAAAGAUUCAAGGUAAUAUUUUCGACUUUUGUGAGUAGCUUCAGGCUACACAAUGAAGGCAUCAACGCGGGACACUUCAGUCAUAUUUUCCUCGUCGAUGCAUCAUCCACAUCCGAACCAGAGGCAAUGAUUGUGCUAGCUAAUUUGGCCAACGAGGAUACAACUGUUGUAGUCACCGGCGCGCAGGGAAAUCGCUCAAGGUGGGUGCGAUCCCCAAUUGCUCAGAAGAAUGGUCUCUGGAGAUCAUACUUUGAGAGGCUCAAAGAAUUUACACCGUACAAGAACCUCGACCCUGCAUUCAUCGCCCAAUUGGACCCUGAGCCGGAAUCAGAUGAAACUAGCAGCUAUUGAGUAUCAGUUGCUGUUGUAUAUAAGCUCUGGCUACUUAACAAUGCACUUGAUGUGCUUUGUUUUCUCAUUUCCAUGUUUGAGCUGAGUUGCAAGAGAAAGGGAUGAAAAUUAUGUUGGUAUCAGUAUGUAUGCAAUUUGCCCUUAAUAAAUCGAGCAGUUGGUUUUCUGUUUGUAA